Molecule: messenger RNA, 1138 nt
Organism: Thamnophis sirtalis
Lineage: Eukaryota; Metazoa; Chordata; Lepidosauria; Squamata; Natricidae
Source: RefSeq, a predicted model, not a curated record
GUGGGGGGGCCACGUAGGGCAGCCUGGGAAGAUGGAAAGGGCUACCCAUAAUGCCCCCCCCAAGCCCAGCUGCCCAGUGAGUGAAGGGGAAAAGGACUCUGGAUUUUCAGACAGGAGCUCGGAGGGCCUGAGUGGGCAGACGGACACUGAGGACCUGGCCAGCCCCCUCCGUCCCCCGGGGCCGGCCAAGCCACAGAAAGCGAGGGGGGGGCUCCUGGGUGGCGCCUUUCCUGGUGGGCUCACCCCUCUUUACCUCAUCAAGGACGGGAUCCUCGAACAGACCCUGGGAGUGCCCCCCACGACUCCCUUCCUGGCCUGGAGCAACCAGCGCCCCCUGGAGAAUGCCCACGGCUCUGCCGCCCACCUCCUCCUCCUCCAGGAGCCCAUGGCCUCACUGACGCCCAUGCCCCCCAGCCAGAAGCCCUCUGCCCAGAAGAUCGGCUUCCCCACCCUCGGCGCUUACCCCAGAAUUGCUGCUCAUCCCAGCUGGCAGGCCGAGGAAGCCCCCAGACCAGCGGCAGAGCCCAGCGGGCACAAGUGGUUCUACGUGGGGGAGGCCUGGGCGUCUCCAGAAGCCCCCACCGCAAAGGACAGCCGUGAGGAAUCGCCGGCGGAGUCUCCCGCCAGCCCACAGACCUCUGCCCUCGUGUGCCCGGAGGCAGCCGCUCGGCCCAUCCCGUCCUGUGCUGGGCUACCCCCUGGUGGGGGCAGGACGGCUGCUAAGGGCGCCCGGAUGCUCAGGGGACGCAGCCUGGAGAGGCAGCACCGCCUGCACAACACGGUGGAGAUCCUGCGCAGGUCGGGGCUGCUGGGCAUCACGCUACGGACCAAGGAGCUGCUCCGGCAGAACGGCAGAACCCAGCGGGAACUGGCCCAGCUGCGGGAAGAGGCCCAGCUGCUGUGCGAGGCUGCCCAGAGCAGCGACUCCCGGGUGUGGGCUCGCCUCCAGGACGCCAUCGGCCGCUCGGCAGCCCCCUGCCCGUCCAGCAAGGGGGGCAGCGCUCAAGCCCACUCGGGGCAGCAGCCGAAUUUAGCCGCUCAGCCCACAGGCCUCCUCCUGCCCAGCCCUGUGGAGUUCUUGUCCGGCUCUGGACCGGCCCUUGGCCCAGAGACCCCCUUGCCGGUGGCUCUGCCUUAG